AAACGGCGUAAGCAGAAAGAAAAGGAGAAAUUGAAAACAAUAUCCGCCUUUUUUGUAGAAAAGGAGAAAUUGAACAUCACUCCAUUGAAAUCGGGAAAAAAGGAUUAUAAGAGAGAUAGAUUAGGGAGAGUAGGUGAGAAAUGCAGAGGCUGAGCAUUAGGCAUGUGAUUAGGGUUUAUGGAAAUGGACUCUCCUGAAUCUUCGUUACCUGCUUCCACCUCCGACGCUUUUGAUACUGCCACUUUUCAAGACUCGCCUGUCUUUAGUUACAUUUGCAACCUUUCUCCUAUACAGCCAGUCAAAGCAUCAUCAGUUACACAGGGUUUCCCUGGGCUCAAUUCUCCUCCCCUCGUCUUUACAUCUCCUCAACUCAUUCCCCACAAAAGCAGGGCUCAGUUCCCCAGAACUUCUUUUCCUAAAUUACACGUACUGUUAGAAGAGAGCAAGAAUAGUGGCUCUACGGUCAAGGGGAAUGGGGAACAAGAUAUUCAGCUCAGCACCAGUAUAGCAGCUUCCACCGAAAAAGCUUCAGAUAGCAACAAUUCUGUAGAUGAGCUAAUCCAAAGUCCCUCAGGAUCCCGCGAACAGUUCUUGAAAGAUAUUGUGAAUGUUGAUUCUCCCGACCCUGACUUUUCCUUUGAUUCAACUAUCAAAAAAACUGAACACAAUGAUCAACUAGCAAAUGCUCCAACAUGCUCUAAGGAUAUUGUAGUAAACCUUCGGCACGAACUUAAUUCAGGAAUAACUGGAGAAUUGGCUGUAACGCAUCCUUCUAUCUGUAAGGAAACUGAAGAUGCACAAACUGAACAUAUAUUGAUCAAUGCCAGUGCAUCAGAAAAGGAUGAAGUUUCUGUUAAUUGUUCAACGGUUGGGACUGAGUUGUCUGCAGACAAUGUCAAUCGCGGUGAAGACAAUUUCAUGACUGAGUCACAGAAUGCAAAAGCUGGACAGGCUGCCUCCUUGGACCAAUCUUCUAAUCUGCCCACAGGAUCAAAGGCUUUUCAAAACCGUGGGGUACGUAGGCGUUGUCUCCAGUUUGAAAAUGCUCAACAUAGUAUAAUCUCAAGUAGAGAAGCUCAAGAUACUUCAGAUGGUGAGAGACCAAAGACACAAAUCUUAGAGACACCAUUGACACCCAUUGAUGGGAAACUGUACCCUCAAAAUACGUUGAACUCGUCAAUCAAGCUUCCCAAGCCUUCUGGUUUUGGCUUACACCUGAAUAGUAUUCUCAAUACUGUGCGAGCUGGAUCUGCUGCAACAAUAAAUGUGAAAGCAGCUCAGUGGGAUUGUUUGUCAGCAACAACUGAUGGAAACAAGCAUGAAACUCAUGACUGUGCAUCAGAUGGUUCAUCUUUGCCAUUGGCCACAAAUGGUGUCAAACCUGCUAAUGAUUUGGUCACCUUAAAUUCCAAUGCAAACCAGUCAAUUUUAGGCAAUAAAAGGGAAACUACUGAAAAAGAUAGUGAACUGGAGGGGAUCAACAAUUUAAGCCCUAAAAAGAAAAGGAUGAAUGCAACUGAGAGUGGUGAUGGUCGUAAGCGUUGCAACUGUAAGAGGUCCAAAUGUCUGAAGCUUUAUUGUGAUUGCUUUGCUGCUGGGGCCUAUUGUGCAGAUGCUUGUUCUUGUCUAGAGUGCUUUAACAGACCUAAUAAUGAGGAUAAGGUUAUGGAGACAAAGAAAAAAAUUGAAUCUCGGGACCCAUUUGCAUUUGCUCCUAGAGUUGUACAACACAUCAUUGAGCAAUCCCCUAAUAUAAGUUGUGGGGAAGAUAGAUCCAAUUUCACACCUGCCUCAGCAAGACAUAAAAAAGGCUGCAAGUGCAAGAAAUCGAUGUGUCUUAAAAAGUAUUGUGAAUGCUAUCAGGCAAAUGUUGGAUGUUCAGAUGGAUGCCGCUGUGAAGGAUGCAAGAAUGUCUUUGGCCAAAAGGGAGUAUAUGGAAUGGCUAAGGUUUACUUGGCUGGAGAAGAUUCCCAAGAAACAACCGACGACUUGUUUGUACAAAAAUGUGAGAUAGAUGCAUCCGGGAGUCAUACAUGCCAUACCGACUUUGUCAAUCCGAAUAAUUUGACUCCUCUCACACCAGCAUUCCAAUUCUCAAACCAUGGAACGGAUGGAUCAGUGGCGUGUUUCCCUUCUGGAAAGUACUUUCAUUCGCCAGAAUCUGGUUUAACGUAUGCAACACCAUACGCGAUGUCCUCAGCAUCUCACAAUAUUUCAGCUAAUAAUGCUGCAAUUCCUGAAAGUUCGAAGGAAUCUUGUCAUGGUAAUGGCAACACGGUGGAUGAAUUCUCAGCAGCAUGUUCCAGAAGUUCCCUUGUCUGGCGCGGAUCACCAAUUACCCCGAUGGCUGAGUUUAGUGGGAGCAAAGUUCUGCAAGAGGAUGAAUUUGAGUUUGGGUUGUCUAACACCGUGCAAGAUGAUACGCCAGAAAUACUGAAGGAUAGUCCGACGCCCCUCAACACUGUGAAAGCUAACUCACCAAAUAAGAAAAGAGUGUCUCCACCUCAUGGCCAACCACCCGAGUACACUUCAAGUUCAUCAGCAGAUCUUCGAACUGCACGCAAGUUCAUACUGAAAGCUGUUCCCUCAUUCCCACCUCUCACACCAUGCAUUGAUUCCAAAACCCUGGGCGUGCAGCAGGAUAGCUCUCCUGAAAAUUGCGGUGCCAACAAGUAGACGAAGCUGUUAGAUGGUAGCUUUCAUCCAUGGACAUUGUGAGCAAUCUUCAUUAAUCACGUCCCGCCAUCCAAUAAGCAGAUAUGCAUUCGACUCUCGGGAUGUAUACUUUUUGAAGAUCAAAUGGCCCAAACAUCAUGUUGAAUCUUCAAGAAUGUCUUCAUCACCAUUAUCAUCAAUAUCACCAUCAUCAAGACUGUGAGGUCUCCAUAACUUCUCCCAUCUCAAACUGCACCAUCAUCAAGACGUGGGGUCCACCUCUCAAUAUUUGGAAGGACACCAAUCUACUAUCUUCCUAGGCUUACAAUUAGUGCAAACAAAAUCCAGGAAAGGGAUCAUUAUCUAUCAAGAAAUUGGAAAUUUGGGAGUCCAAACUGUUCCAUUCUCACCAUCGCCUUGACCAUAGCCGGAGCUGUGAUGUGGUCGAACCCUAUAAGGCUUGUUUCCUUGCAUACUUGUUGUGCCAACCAGAUUGUCACUUAUGUUGCCCACGUUUGGACUAUGAGAAAUCUUGACCGUGAGGUUCUUCAAUUUGUUAUAACUUACUAUAAGUUUUUAUUUAGGGUGAUUAAUUAAAUUAAUUGAUUAUUUUUGCAUAA
Messenger RNA from Salvia hispanica, 3275 nucleotides. RefSeq names its product CRC domain-containing protein TSO1-like. Lineage: Eukaryota; Viridiplantae; Streptophyta; Magnoliopsida; Lamiales; Lamiaceae. The record is from RefSeq and is a predicted model, not a curated record. Gene Ontology annotation, molecular function: DNA-binding transcription factor activity.